AUGGCGGCGGUAACGGCGCUACCGGUCUCCCUCUCGGGCAGGUUUAAGGGAUCCUUUGCAUAUUUUACGAUUAAAGACAGACUGCCCCAGAUCCUCACUAGAGUUAUUGAUACUCUGCAUCGACAUAAAAAUGAAUUUUUUGAAGAACAUGGUGAGAAGGGUGUUGAAGCAGAGAAGAGAGCUAUAUCUUUUCUCUCCAAACUGCGGAAUGAACUGCAAACAGACAAACCAGUGACCCGUUUAGAAGAUGAGCUGCCUGAUGCUGUGCUGUGGAACCAAUACCUAGACUACCAACGAAAUUUAUCAAAUGGAAAUGGAGAACCAAGUUGGUUUCAGUCCCCUUGGUUAUAUGUAGAGUGUUACAUGUAUCGAAGAAUUCAUGCAGCAUUAGCACAGAACCCACCUAUUGACAAAUUUGAUGUAUUUAAAGAAGGAAAAGCUCAAAAUUUCUUUGAAUCCCAAGAGGCUGUUAUUGCCUUAUGCACUUACUUUCAGGAACUUCUUAAAAACAUCAAGGAUCUAGAUGAAAAGCAACUUCAGGAGGAACUUUUUAAGCUAUUGCAGGUGUCAUUGUGGGGCAAUAAGUGUGACCUUUCUUUUUCAGCUGGUGAAGACAGCUCUCAGAAAUCUAGUCCUUUACAAUCCCUGGAAAACAUGAUACCUUACAUCUUAGUGAAUGAUAUGGAAAAACUUUGGUUACUACUUAUAAACGCCAAAAAAAGAAAUACAGAAACAAGUAGUGUUAGAGUUGACAUAAUCCUGGAUAAUGCCGGAUUUGAACUUGUGAGUGAUCUUGUGUUGGCUGACUUCCUGUUAUCGUCAAAGCUAGCUGAUGAAGUCCAUUUUCAUGGAAAAAGUAUUCCAUGGUAUGUGUCAGAUACCACAAAGCAUGAUUUUAACUGGACUAUUAAACAACUGCAGUCAGCUAAUCAUAUGUGGAUGUCUAGAUGUGGGAUAAACUGGGAGGGCAAUUUGAAAAAGGGAGUUUGGGUUUACCGUGAUCACAUGUUUUGGACUUUGCCACAUGACUUUUCCAGUAUGGCUGAAGUUGCUCCUGAAUUGUAUGCUGAUAUACAGAAGUCAAACUUGAUCCUUUUCAAAGGUGAUCUAAACUAUAGAAAAUUAACAGGAGAUAGAAAAUGGGAAUACACUGUUCCGUUUCAUGAAGCCUUGAACAAGUUUCAUCCUGCACCUCUCUGUAGUUUGAGAACACUGAAAUCUGACACUCAGGUUGGCCUAAAACCUGGACAAGGAGAACAAAUUCAGGCUUCUGAACCUGAAUGGAUGGAAUCUCAUGAUCAUGUUCUUUUGGGUAUUCCUGUCCCUAGAGAGCAGAUGAAUCGCUAUCGAGCUGCAGCUGAAACUGCUCAAAGUGAACUUGCAGCACUUUCGGUGAAGUAUGAUUGUGCCCAGUCAGAGCUUCUUGAACUCAGGUCCAGAAUGGUCUCUAAAGAAGCCUCUUUUCAAGAGCUGAAGGCUGAAGCUGAAAGCUACAAGGAAAACAAUGCUAGACAGAUGUCUCACCUGCUGUCUUUGCAAACCCAAAUUCAGGAGAUGAAGGAAGAGGCGUGUGUGCUCGCCACUUCUAAAAACCAGGCUGAGCUGACAGCUCAGGUGGCAGUCAAGGAAAACUGGGAGCUGAAGGAGGAGCUUCGUGAGCAAAAUGCCAAACUUAAUAAAUAUUUGAAUGAGUGUGAAGAAAGCAUGACUCAAGCUUCUAAAAUCAGCAGAAAGUAUGAAGAACUCCUUGCAGAGCUUUCUGGAUUCUUGGACACAGACAUCAGAGAAAAAGAGAAACCACAGGAACAUUUAACGUCAAAGGUCUCUGAAAUAUGUAAAGAAAAUCUGACACUAAAAGAUCAGGUUGCUGCUCUUCAAGAAACUAUCAAUGUCCAUGAGAUGGAGUCCAAAGCUAGUAGAGAAACUAUUAUGAGGCUUGUUUCAGAAGUGACCAAGGAGCAGAAAAAGGCAGCAGGAUACUAUCAAGACAUGGAAAAACUUAGUAAGGAUCUUGACAGCGCUAUAAUAGGGAGACAGAGUUUGGAGAUGGAGAUCAGAAACCUCCAAGAUAAACUGACUGGUAACCAGAAAGAUUUGGAUGCUGCAAUGUGGGAACUGCACAAUCUGAAGAAGUCUUCCAGUGAGCUGGAUGGAAGCUUGAAAAGCAGCAGAGAAGAGGCCAGGACUGCUCAGAGCUCUUUAGUGGCUUUUAAAGAGCAAAUUGCUACUCUACUCAGUGGUGGAUCUGCAAUAGUUAAACCUUCUGAGAAGGCCAUUUUGGAGAGGAUCCAAGAAAUAAAUUGCAAAGAGGAGAGUAAAGAAAUAAUGGUAUCUCAGCUUGAAACCCAAAUAGCUAAAUUGACCGAAGCUUUGGAAAAUCAGACCAGAUUGUACCAAGAAGCUCUGGAGAGGAGCAGGAAAGCUGAGAAAUGUUCUGAGACUUUCCAGGAUCAACUGAAACACUUGGAAGAGGAAUUACUGUCUGUAGAUCUGAUGCAAGAUGGUUUGAAGCUUGAGAAACAAAAAUAUCUGAAAUUUCUGGAGCAACUUAAUGAGAAGAUGAAGCUGGAUAGCCUAGCAGCAGAGGUUGGAUAUGAUAUGAAUGUGGAUGCAAUUCUAGCCCGGGUAGAGCAGUUAGUGAAACUGGAAGGUGAUGCAGUGAUUGAAAACAAGACUAUGGCAUAUAGCCUAAGAAGGAAGUUGAAGACUCAGAAGGAAAAACUUGAAAGCAAAGAGCUGCACAUGAACCUUCUGCGGCAGAAAAUAACCCAGCUAGAAGAAGAGAAGCAAGUAAGGACCGCCUUAGCUGUAGAGAGGGAUGAGGCCAAUCUCGCUGUCAGAAAGUUACAUAAGAUGACAGAGAGGUUGCAGAAGCAGCUUGAUCUGGCAAGGGAAACAAAUACUGAUCUCAAAGCCAAGCUGUCUGAAACCAAUGAACUUAAGAUCAAAACUUUGGAGCAGAACAGAACAAUAGAAGAACUCAAUAAGUCUCAAGGCAAAUUGGAAAGAAUGAAAGAAAAGGCAGAGAGACAACUUACCUCUGUCAAAUCAGAACUUCUUUUAAAGGAGCGUAAAGCUACUGAAGAUAAAGAAAAAAACAAAAAUAUGUUAGAAGCAGUUACCAGUGAGAUGAAGGUGCUUAAAACAACUCUUGCAGAAUUAGCAAAAAGAGAGAGACAGCUGGCAGAUUUCCGAGAGGUGGUCUCGCGGAUGCUGGGCCUCAACAUUGCCAGCCUGGCUCUUCCUGACUACGAAAUCAUUACACGUCUUGAAGGGUUGAUUCACUCUCAUCAGCACCACUGCUUCCCCUGUGUCUGCCCCAAAGAUGUGGCAACGGCACCAGAGGAACACUCACAAAGAAACAUACAUCUUCUUCACUGAAACACACGUUUUGUAAGGAGACAGAACAAAGUAAAAUUUUCUUUUGUGCUUCCCUACCCGCUAGACAUGCAUAGAAAACAGAUAUUUGUUUCUGUUCCCUACUCUACAGAUACUGACUUGGGCUGAUUUUUAGUGUUUCAGUAGGGAGACUGAGCCGAAUGGAUAGAGUAAAGCCAGCAGCCUAGAGACAGCAAAUAGAAAAUUCCUGGGCAGCAUAAUACUUCAUUUAUGAAAAUGAUAGGCAAUAUGUGAACAAUGUAUAGCCCUCCAGUUUCAUUGCAGAGGCACUGAAGGUGUGGGCCAUCCGAGGUCAGUUCACAGUUUUAGGAAGUACUUGCUAAUGAAUGUCAGCUUCAGUGACAUUCCUUGUGCUUUACCUCUGGGUGACAGGGAUGAAAUAAAGUGGGAGUUGUCCCGCUGCUGUUCCUCUUGCAAAAUGGGACCUCUCUCUGCAUUUUUAUGCAUAAGGACUUUAGCUUCAAAACACUUAGCUGGAAGUUAGACAGAGGACUAUCACAAUUUUGGAACAAGGGAUUUUUUUCUUCUGUUGUUUUCCUUAGUCUGCUCUUGUGCCAAACCAAAAAGUUAUGCUUUUUCAGCAAAGGCUCUUUCACAGGGUCCAGUCAUGUGCCUGAUGUAGAUAUAUUUGGUAAAUUUGCAUGUUGCCCUUGGUCUUGAUGCCUUGAAAAUUUUUCUUCUAGCUGCUGUAUUCCUUGGGCAAUUAAUCUAUAGGCCAAAUAAGCUGCAGUUCUUCUGAGUUAAUAAAAAGUUAUUUUAAAAUGCUUAUCCACUACAGAAGAUAGUUUAAUUACUAAAGUCUUUAUUUUCAGAAAAGCAAUGAUGAGGUGUCCAGAACUACCUCUUAAUCGUAAAAACUGCUUGUCUAUCACCCUUUCUAAGCGUUGUUAAAGUCAUGAUUUUUUUAAAGAAAUUUAAACAAUAAAUCUG
Messenger RNA from Gymnogyps californianus (California condor), 4329 nucleotides. Its product is annotated as damage-control phosphatase ARMT1-like. The transcript has 15 exons. The coding region runs from base 1 to 3381 and encodes 1126 amino acids. Gene Ontology annotation, molecular function: phosphatase activity. Lineage: Eukaryota; Metazoa; Chordata; Aves; Accipitriformes; Cathartidae. Gene Ontology annotation, biological process: DNA damage response. Gene Ontology annotation, cellular component: nucleus; cytoplasm. The record is from RefSeq and is a predicted model, not a curated record.